Messenger RNA from Parnassius mnemosyne (clouded apollo), 681 nucleotides. The record is from the annotation of a GenBank genome assembly. Lineage: Eukaryota; Metazoa; Arthropoda; Insecta; Lepidoptera; Papilionidae.
AUGAUAACUUUUACCAUUGGAAAACCAGACGACAACUACGUAAGCCGUGUUCGUCUUAUUGACCCCAUACCUUAUAUGAUCAAAGUAAUAACUGAAACAAUGAACCGGAUGGAAGAUAAAGGAUGGUGGAAUUUAAAAAUUCCUGAUGUUUCAGUGGACGUCAAUGAAGAUGUAUUAGGAGAGCUCAUCAAAGGUACGGUCUCGUUCAAGAACGGCUUUGUUGUAUCUAUAGGACAGUUGGAUAUAUUGCAGCGCACUUUAGGACAAAAUUGGCAAUUUCAUAGAGAUGAAAAUACGACGACCGUAGAAAUCACUGGUACGAUGAGGAUGACCGACGUGACUCUUGGUUUUGAUGUGGAAGCAAAACUGAGGAAUGGGGUCCAGCACUUCACUUCUGAACUCAUUCUGCCGGAGGUUGCCUUCGAUAUGAGAGUUAUUAGAGAUGUGUACACUGACUGCAUUGAUGUAAAAAUUUCUCCAUCUGUUUCAAGAACUAUAAUAAACAAAAUGAAGUUCCUGCCCGCUAAUAAUAUCACGGAUAUUUUUGGGAAUUUGUUUGAUCUAGAUUUCGUGACUCCUGGUGUAGACCUGUGGACUUCGGAGUUUUUGCAGCCAUUUGCCAUGGAUCUGGUCGAAAACGUUCUGGCAUAUCCCACAAUUUGCUACGAUUGUCCUCUGUAA